AUGGCUACACCGUCCGAGACCGAAUCAACCAUAGAAGAAGCUCUGGAACAAACACAUUUUGGAAAAUUUAACUAUCUUAUCAUAUUGUUUACGGGACUUACUUUUCAAAAUGUGGUCUUCGAGUGUAUGAGUCUAAGUUUUGCUCUUCCACUUUUAGAAUGCGAACUAGUAUUGAGUCAUAAUAAAAGAGGAAUUUUGUGUGCAAUAUGCUUUAUUGGAAUGAUAGUUUGUUCACACUUUUGGGGCUUUAUGGCGGAUACAAUGGGUCGUAAAUCUAUUAUGCGGCCAGCAUUAUUUGUUGGAUUUGCAAUUACAACUGUUUCAUCGUUUUCACCCAAUUUCGAAUCAUUAAUGGUAUUGAGAUUUUUAACUGGGUGUGCGUUAGCAGCACCUGCAUCUAUAGCUUAUUCCUAUCUAGGAGAGUUCCAUGAUCAAAAGUAUCGUAAUCGUGCAAUACUAUCAGCUUCAUUCAUCACUGCAUUUCUUGUGAUAUUUUUUCCGAUCUACGCUUGGGCCUUCAUCAAUAUGAAAUGGAAAAUAUAUAUACCGAUAUUAAAUAUUAUGUAUAAACCUUGGCGUUUAUAUAUAAUGGUAUGCGGUUUCACGGGCUUAAUGUGCGGUAUUGGAUUAACUUUUUUACCCGAAAGUCCCAAAUAUCUUUUAGCUAAGGGAAAACCAGAAAACGCUAUCGAAGUUUUAAAAUAUAUGCAUCAUGUAAAUACGAAACAUUUUAAAGCUUUGAGUAAAGUUGAGUUUAAGAUACAUACUUCUGUCUGCAUUCAACAUCUGGAGAUAUCCACUUUUCAUCACAGCAUUGCAUUAGAAACAAUAGCCGCCAUAUUGCUUUUAAUAAACAGUUAUGCGAUUGGAAAACUUGGAAGUAAAACAAUACUAUGUAAGUUCUUUCAGAGGGAAAAGGGUUUAACUAGAUAA
Messenger RNA from Teleopsis dalmanni, 933 nucleotides. RefSeq names its product synaptic vesicle glycoprotein 2B-like. Gene Ontology annotation, biological process: transmembrane transport. Gene Ontology annotation, cellular component: membrane. Gene Ontology annotation, molecular function: transmembrane transporter activity. The transcript has 4 exons. NCBI's taxonomy places the organism in Eukaryota, Metazoa, Arthropoda, Insecta, Diptera, Diopsidae. The coding region runs from base 1 to 933 and encodes 310 amino acids. The record is from RefSeq and is a predicted model, not a curated record.